CUCUCGAGUCCUAGGACAGGUGAGGAUGAAGGGCACACAGGCAGUAGCAUCUGCUAAAUGCUCCAUCCAUUGCUGGAAGCUAAGACGACUUUGGACUACGGCUGCAUGCUGAUGUCUACAGUAUGACUCCAGUGCUAAUGCUGCGGGCUGCCGAUGCCAAUUGCUAAUACGGCGACUGAUGCUCGUGCUAAUGCUGCUGCUAAUGCCGCUGCUACUGUACGAAAUGGCAGCAAGACAGAAGACUAAUGCCAGGCAGAAAGAAUCGAGAAAGCGAGACCACUGGAUGAGUCAAUCCACCUGCCCUGCCAGGGCCCGCGAUCUAAGAGAUGUGCGUCAGGCAGUGUGUUCUGCAUCCUCGGCCUGGACCGCCGUCUUUCGUUGGUCAGUUGUCGAGGCCUGCGAUGAUUUGCUGCUGCGGUGGCUUUGGCGCUGGGAGCCAGGAACCGCCGUUGGCAUUUUCUUGAAGAGCCAAUUGAUGCUCCAUCGCCAGCUUCAUCAGCCGCCCAGAUCCAUCACCCCAAACCACUGGGUCGUUUUACCACUGCUGGCCGUCUUCAUGGGCCAACAAUACCAAUUACAAUGUUUUGAAUAAGCGCAGACUCUAGAAGUCGUGGCUGGGAUUGGGU
Messenger RNA from Trichoderma asperellum CBS 433.97, 626 nucleotides. The record is from RefSeq and is a predicted model, not a curated record. Lineage: Eukaryota; Fungi; Ascomycota; Sordariomycetes; Hypocreales; Hypocreaceae.